AUGCUUUCGCUUUCUUUUUUUGAAUUUCUUCCUAAAGUACAUUUUGAAGUUGGAGUAUUAAGACGUGAGUAAUCAAUCUUUAAUAAAGGAGUGGCCAAAAAGGAACAACUUGUUCAAAUUUGUCAAAAGUUUUUGUAACAGCAAGUGAAUUACUAUAUUUAUUAAAAAUGGCAUCGCCUGCACUUAAAGACCUCCCAAAAGUAGCUGAAAAUUUAAAAAGUCAACUUGAAGGCUUUAAUACUGACAAACUAAAGAAUGCUAGUACACACGAAAAAAUCGUGCUUCCUUCUGCCGAAGAUGUGGCCGCCGAAAAAACUCAACAAUCUUUAAUUUCUGGAAUUGCAACUUUUGAUCCAUCCAAUUUAAAGCAUACUGAAACUAAUGAGAAAAACCCCCUACCAGAUAAAGAAGCAAUUGAACAAGAAAAGGAAAAGAAUCAACUCAUUGCUGGCAUUGAAAAUUUUGAUUCUAAAAAAUUAAAACACACUGAAACGUGCGAGAAAAAUCCUUUACCAACAAAGGAAGUCAUUGAGGAAGAAAAGAAGGCUUAAGAGGAAAUCCGAUAAGAGCAUUCACUUAACUUUAAGUUGAAUGCUUAUUUUAUUACUCAUUCCUAAUAUAUAAUAUUAUUGAAAGAGACACUACUUUGUGAGAAGAAUUUCAUAAUUUUUGCAUAUUUAUAAUAAAUGAUAAAAAUCAUAAAA
Molecule: messenger RNA, 704 nt
Organism: Zeugodacus cucurbitae (melon fly)
Lineage: Eukaryota; Metazoa; Arthropoda; Insecta; Diptera; Tephritidae
Gene: cib
Product: thymosin beta
Exons: 4
Coding region: 168-551 (127 amino acids)
Biological process (GO): actin filament organization
Cellular component (GO): cytosol
Molecular function (GO): actin monomer binding
Source: RefSeq, a predicted model, not a curated record